Molecule: messenger RNA, 2160 nt
Organism: Amoebophrya sp. A120
Lineage: Eukaryota; Dinophyceae; Syndiniales; Amoebophryaceae
Source: the annotation of a GenBank genome assembly
CGCUAGUUUGUCGUUUUUAAUACCACUCCUUAUCACGGAGAUAAUGUUUCAACGACUUUAUUAGACCUCAGCACCCCCGCGAGGGGACAGCACGAGCCAUCUGCUACUACUUCGGAAAGGGUUGCAAGUACUUCAAAAGAAAUAUGGUGGCGUCGAUCCCCUAUCCCGCGCUUCUCGUUGAUGUUUCGUGGCAAACAUCAAGUGCGGUAGCCAAGUUUGAAAAAGAAACGGUCGGGACUACAACUGCUCGGAACAUAAAUUCUGCACCGACCAUCGUCGCCACUCGUGAAGAUGUUGAAAACCUGGGUGAAGAUGUUGAGGCGGUGAAAGUACAACCGACAAGCGACGCCGAGCCGAAGCCUCUCGUCCAUGGUCCGCAAACAGACGCCAAGCCGCGAAAGAAAGAUCUACAACGGAGGGUCAUUUUCUGCGACAAUUGCCACCAGCCCGGCCACUACGCGCGGGACUGCCCGGAAGCACUGCGCAUGACCUGUCGCUGUUGCGGCCAGACCGGGCACUUCGAGAAGCACUGUCCCGAGCUGCAGCACGAGUUGUACCUCUAUGGGGGAAAUGAAGAUUGUGAACAAACAGAUUAUUCGAUAAUAGGCGACAAAAAUACUACUGGCAGUAGUGCACCUAAUUCCUCUAAGAAUAUCUCGGCAUUUUUGACGAGGCCCCCGACAACACGACCCCAUAAUUCCUCGGCCGUGCUGCGAUGUUCCCCGGGACAGCGGGCACAUUGUGGCGCGCGACAUUUUCUUCUCUUCGCGCCACACAAAUGGCUGCGGAAGGAAAGCACAAUUAGCAAAAGUGCUGCCUCCAAAAUAAAACGGGAGCAGGACCAACAUGACAACACCAGCCCUUUGUCGGUGUUGCAGCGCCUGCAGGAAGAGAAUCUGUGUGUUGAAGCGGCGACGGGUGUGAAGAGGAAGUCCCUGCGGCCGGACGUUCUCGCGCGCAUGAUCCAGCAGGCCUUUUUCACGGGGCACGGCAAGCGCCGAAACGUGGUAUUCGACAUUUGGGCGUAUGAGGGGUACUACCGAAUCAAGGCGUCGGACGUCAAGGCCAUGUCGGAAGCCUGGAUUGCGAAGUUUUUGACAACGGCUGCAUCGAGUUAUUUCACUGAAAAUAACGGUUCUGAGAAUGAUCAACCACCGGCAAUAUCUUCAAAGUCCAACAGCAAGACCAAAGGAGCCACGAAGAUGCCCCCCGGAGCUGCUGCACUUUCUUCGCACCACCUUCAGCCGCUCCUCUCUGCCGCCAGAUCCCGCACGGUGGGAGGCUUGCGGUCCGUGUUCCGAUUGGAAGAUGCGGGGCGAAGAAAAAUUCUGUUCCUAGAUGAAGAAAAAAAGUACCCGCCUCUGGAAGAGUGGUUACGAAGGGAAGUAGUACAACCCGCGGCGUCGAAAAGUAGAGCAGGGGGCACAGAGGUGGGAGCAAUUAGAAAUAGUACUACCGCGGCCCGCAGCAGAAAGCAAGUUGUAUCUUCUACUUCGGGGGCUACUACUUCGCAAGAUGAAGCACUUAUUUUCGCACAAGACGACAGCCAGACGUCGGCAGAUGAAGGAGCGUCGGCAAAUGAAGGAGCGAAUAGGCGGGAAGAAGAGGAACUUUUAUCUUCGGAUGGCUGUGCAAAAGACCACGUCUUGCUGCUCGGAGACCACGAGGGCAUUCCGCUUUGUCCUGGUUUUCGUAAUUAUGAAGUAAUGCUACACGGCCUGUUCAACCAAGAUCGGGCAGUAGACGAGUGCAACGCGUGUUCGAAAGCAAACAUCGAGGCCAUUCAGGGUGUGCGGCUCUCUGAUGUGGGGUUGCUUGGGUCCAGUUGCAUCGCGAUCACGCACUAUUUGCUGGAUACCAUAGUUCAUACCUGCGAAGUAACAGCUAGGAACUGAAGAGAAAACCGGCGCCUCCAAGGCGACAACCGGAGCGGUAAGCAGGGGUCUGUGAUCUUGAAAGAGCUGCUUCGUGCAAAAAAAAAGUUUCGAUCCCCCAAAAGAUAUUUCGACACCUACCAAAGUCGCGCUGUCGUCUCGAGUUUCCGCGAACAGCAUGCAAAUUAGCGACGCUGCACAGCCACGACAGUUCAUCUUCAUUUAUUGAGUCAGAGUGUUAAAGGACAUUUUAUUUUAUCAUUUCCUUCGCGGCGACGCAGGCGAC